AUGGAGAAUCCAGAAUUUGUUCCGCUAAAUAACUAUGUUGGCUUCGAUUCUAUUACUUCCCAAAUCAACCGCAAAUUGGUCCGCCGUGGAUUUCAAUUCAAUGUUAUGGUAGUGGGUCCUUCAGGAAGCGGAAAGAGUACACUCGUAAACACCUUGUUCUCUGCUCACUUGAUGAACAGCAAAGGACGAGUUGAUAUUCAAACUCCUUAUCGCCAAACUACUGAAAUUAAUGUUACGAGUCAUGCGGUACACGAGAAUCGCGUCCAGUUACAAUUAAAUCUUAUUGAUACUCCCGGUUAUGGCGAUCAAAUCAAUAAUGACAAAUGCUGGGAGCCUAUUGUCAAAUACAUUCGUGACCAACAUUCGUCCUACCUGCGACGUGAAUUAAAUUCUCAUCGUGAAAAGCGCCUUCAAGACACCAGAGUUCAUUGCUGUCUAUUCUUUAUUCGUCCCACAGGUCAUUCCUUACGCCCUAUUGAUAUUGCUGUGCUAAAACGCCUCACUGAACUCGUUAAUGUCGUUCCUGUUAUCGCCAAGUCCGACUCAUUGACUCUUGAAGAGCGAGCUGCUUUCAAACAACAGAUUCGAGAAGAGAUUGCCAAACAUGAUAUUAAAUUGUACCCUUAUGAUAGUGAUGAUAUUGAUGAUGAAGAGCUAAAUCUUAAUGCCGCCGUUCGCAAUCUUAUUCCCUUUGCUGUUGUCGGCUCAGAAAAGGAUAUUGUUGUCGACGGAAAACAUAUUCGUGGGAGACAGAACAGAUGGGGUGUUGUUAAUGUCGAUGAUGAAAACCAUUGUGAAUUUGUUUAUCUUCGUAACUUUCUAAUGCGCACUCAUUUGCAAGACCUUAUAGAAACCACCUCGGUAUAUCACUACGAGAGAUUCCGUUCCAAGCAACUGAGCACCUUAAAGGAACAAUCUUCUAUGGCCUCUAGAAUGGCAAGUCCUAGUCCCAGCUUCCCUGACCAUUUCCAUCCGUCUGCUACUAUCGCAAACUAG
This is a messenger RNA of Schizosaccharomyces osmophilus, 996 nucleotides long. RefSeq names its product mitotic and meiotic (sporulation) septin Spn2 (gene spn2). Gene Ontology annotation, cellular component: microtubule cytoskeleton; septin complex; septin ring. The record is from RefSeq and is a predicted model, not a curated record. Bases 1 to 996 code for a protein of 331 amino acids. Gene Ontology annotation, biological process: cytoskeleton-dependent cytokinesis. Gene Ontology annotation, molecular function: GTP binding; molecular adaptor activity; GTPase activity. Lineage: Eukaryota; Fungi; Ascomycota; Schizosaccharomycetes; Schizosaccharomycetales; Schizosaccharomycetaceae. The transcript has 5 exons.